AUCGCGCCGUCGCGCGGGAGAGCGCCGGUGACGUCACAGCGCAGGGUUUCGCUCUCUCUGUGUGCGCGAGCGCGUCAUGGCGGAGACCGGCUGGUGUAGGAUUUACAGCUGAAAUAUGUCUACUAUCCCAUCUGUUUCCCGGCAAAUGGAAUACAAAACACUGCCUAGCGUCUAAACCCAAGGCACUCUUGACCGUGGAGGGGAAAACUCAGAAACACAUCUCUCAGAAUAAAGUCUAAGAGUGUUUUUGUGGAGUUCCCGAGCGACAGCGGCUAUCGGCAGAAAGAGCCCAAAGCAGCGCAGGGCAGACAGACAGGUGAGCUGCUCUGAAGUGGCGCACAGACUGCAAGGAUCUCAUCAGGGACUAAUCUUUAAUAUUUGAUUGCGAUGGAUGGACGCAGUGAGGAUGAAAGUGUCAGUAACAGCAGCGGAGAGUCCAGUAAUUCAGAUGAUGAGUCUGGGUCAGGAUCGGGUUCUGGCUCGGGCUCGAGUUCAAGCAGUAGCAGUUCUAGCAGCAGCCAAUCAGGGAGCAGUGACUCAGGAAGCGGCUCGGAUUCUGGAAGCCAAUCAGACUCAGACUCUGAGAAAUCCAAGGAAAAGAAUGAUCAAGACAACAAAAUCGAUGGAGCAGCGUUUUGGAAGUCCAAUCCCAGUAUCCUGACAGUGCAAAGGUCAGCCAUGCUCAGGAAACAACAGCUUCAACAGCAGCAGCAGCAGCAGCUCCAGCAGCAGAGCUCCUCAAACACUGGCUCAGACGAGGACUCUUCCAGUAGUGAUGAGUCAGAUGAUGACUCAAAGAGCAGGAGUAAAGGGUCUGGUUCAGACUCUGACUCGGGCUCUGGUUCAGGAAGUGGCUCGUCUGACUCUUCAGCAGAGGAAGAAGAGAACAGUGACGAGUCAGUGUCAGACUAUGAGCCCAGUCACAAAGUCAAGAGCAGAAAACCUUCAAACAAGGCCAAUGCCAGGAAUGGGAAAAAUAACAAAGCUCCCAAGAAGAAGCCCUCCCGCUCCUCCUCAGAUGAAGAGGACGAUUAUAAAAAAGCUCUAGCAGGACCUCGGCGGCAGGCCACAGUCAAUGUGAGCUACAAAGAAGAUGAGGAACUGAAGACUGACUCGGAUGACCUGGUGGAGGUGUGCGGAGAGGACGUCCCACCACCAGAGGAGGACGAGUUUGAGACACUGGAGAGAGUUAUGGAAAUUAGGAUAGGCCGGAAAGGAGCAACUGGGGCAGUAACCACGGUGUAUGCAGUAGAGGCAGAUGGAGACCCCAACACCAACUUUGACCCCAACAGACAGCCAGGAGAGGUGCAAUACUUGAUGAAAUGGAAGAACUGGUCCCACAUUCACAACACCUGGGAGACAGAGGAGACACUCAAACAACAGAACGUGAAGGGCAUGAAGAAACUGGACAACUUCAAGAAAAAAGAGCAGGAGAGAAAGAAAUGGCUCAAAUCUGCCUCUCCUGAGGAUGUGGAAUACUUAAACUGUCAGCAGGAACUUAUGGAUGACUUGCAUUCACAAUAUCAGCUUGUGGAAAGAAUCAUCGGUAAGAGGAAGCUGCCUCCCAUUGUUUUUUUUCAAUCCGUUGUUGUUGUUUAUUUAGUGCUUAUUUACCUUUUCUGUUGUCUUAAUCUUGCAGGACAUUCAAAUCAGAAGUCUGCCGCAGGUUAUCCAGAUUACCUUUGUAAAUGGCAGGGGCUGCCAUACUCCGAGUGCAGCUGGGAAGACGGCGCUCUUAUUGCCAGAAAGUUUCAAAAGUGCAUUGAUGAAUACAUGAGUCGCAAUCAGUGCAAAAACAUUCCCUCCAGAGACUGCAAGGUUUUAAAACAGAGGCCACGGUUUGUACCCAUGAAGAAGCAGCCUCACUACAUUGGCGCUGAUGGAUUGGAGCUGCGGGACUACCAAUUGGAGGGUCUGAACUGGAUGGCCCAUUCUUGGUGCAAAGGAAACAGUUGCAUCCUGGCAGAUGAGAUGGGUCUAGGCAAAACCAUACAGACUAUCAGCUUCCUCAAUUACUUGUUCAAUGACCACCAGCUUUACGGGCCGUUCCUUCUGGUGGUGCCUCUGUCUACCCUCACAUCCUGGCAGAGGGAGAUCCAGCUCUGGGCUCCUCAGAUGAAUGUUGUUGUGUACCUGGGAGACAUCAGCAGCAGAAACAUGAUCCGGACCCAUGAAUGGAUGCAUCCGCAGACCAAACGACUGAAGUUCAACAUUCUGCUUACUACAUAUGAAAUUCUGCUGAAGGAUAAGUCCUUUUUAGGAAAUGUGAGCUGGGCGUUCAUUGGCGUAGACGAGGCCCAUCGGCUGAAAAACGACGACUCGCUCCUCUACAAGACUAUGAUCGAGUUCAAGUCCAACCACAGGCUCCUGAUCACAGGCACACCCCUCCAGAACUCACUCAAAGAGCUUUGGUCUUUACUACAUUUUAUUAUGCCUGAAAAAUUUCACUCAUGGGAGCUGUUUGAAGAGGACCAUGGCAAAGGCAGAGACUCUGGCUAUACCAGCCUUCAUAAGGAGCUGGAGCCCUUCCUGCUGCGCAGAGUGAAGAAGGAUGUGGAGAAAUCUCUGCCUGCCAAGGUGGAGCAGAUCCUCAGGGUGGAGAUGAGCGCUGUUCAGAAACAAUACUACAAGUGGAUCUUGACGAGAAACUAUAAAGCCCUGAGUAAAGGCACUAAAGGAAGCAAGUCAGGCUUCCUCAACGUCAUGAUGGAGUUGAAGAAAUGCUGUAACCACUGCUACCUCAUUAAAUCGCCUGAUGAGAAUGAGUUCCACAACAGACAAGAAGGCCUACAGCACCUUAUUCGCAGCAGUGGGAAGCUGAUUCUUCUGGAUAAACUGCUGGUUCGGCUGAAGGAACGAGGGCACCGUGUGCUUAUCUUCUCCCAGAUGGUUCGGAUGCUGGACAUCCUAGCUGAGUACCUGAAGUACCGCCAGUUCUUAUUCCAGAGACUGGAUGGUUCCAUAAAGGGUGAGAUGAGGAAGCAGGCAUUAGAUCAUUUCAAUGCAGAGGGCUCUGAGGAUUUCUGCUUCCUGUUGUCCACGCGGGCAGGUGGUUUGGGCAUUAACCUGGCCUCCGCGGAUACAGUGGUCAUUUUUGACUCAGACUGGAACCCUCAGAAUGACCUGCAGGCCCAGGCCAGAGCGCACAGGAUUGGUCAGAAAAAACAGGUGAACAUAUACCGUCUGGUGACAAAGGGCUCGGUUGAGGAGGAAAUUAUUGAGAGAGCCAAGAAGAAAAUGGUGUUGGACCACCUAGUUAUUCAGAGGAUGGACACCACGGGAAAGACUGUCCUUCACACGGGUGCUGCUCCUUCAAGUUCCACUCCAUUCAACAAGGAGGAACUGUCAGCCAUCCUGAAGUUUGGUGCUGAAGAACUUUUCAAAGAGCUGGAGGGAGAGGAACAGGAACCUCAGGAGAUGGACAUUGAUGAAAUCCUGAAGAGAGCAGAGACCAGAGAGAACGACCCUGGACCAUCGACUGUAGGAGAGGAGCUUCUCUCACAGUUUAAGGUAGCAAAUUUCUCCAUGAUGGAGGAAGAGGAGAUUGACAUGGACACCGAGAGGGACAAUAAGAACUGGGAUGACAUUAUCCCCGAGGAGCAGCGGCGGAGACUCGAGGAAGAGGAGCGACAAAAAGAGCUAGCAGAGAUCUAUUUACUGCCCCGCAUGAGGAAGUGUGCUAAACAGAUCAACUUUAAUGGAAACGAGGGCAGACGCAGCCGGAACAGACGAUACUCUGGUUCAGACAGCGAUUCGGUCUCUGACAGAAAGAGGCCGAAGAAACGAGGAAGACCUCGAACUAUUCCAAGAGAGAACAUCAAGGGCUUCACUGAUGCGGAGAUACGCAGGUUUAUUAAAAGUUAUAAAAAGUUUGGUGGCCCUUUAGAAAGGCUUGACGCUAUCGCUCGCGAUGCUGAGCUGGUGGAUAAAUCAGAGCAUGACCUGCGGCGGCUGGCUGAGACUGUACACAACGGUUGUUUGAAAACGCUAAGGGAGAACCCCUGUGGACCCGAGCGAACCUCAGGAGGCAGGCGAGGGAAGGUGAAAGGACCCACCUUCAGGAUCUCAGGGGUUCAGGUCAAUGCUAAGCUGGUGAUCUCUCAUGAGGAGGAGCUGGCCCCAUUACACAAGGCCAUUCCCGCUGACCCUGAGGAGAGGAAGAGGUAUAUAAUUCCAUGCCACUCAAAGGCAGCUCAUUUUGACAUUGAGUGGGGUAAAGAGGACGACUCCAGCCUGCUUAUUGGAAUUUAUGAGUACGGUUAUGGAAGCUGGGAGAUGAUCAAGAUGGAUCCGGACCUCAACCUCACACAUAAGCUCCUUCCGGAUGACCCUGACAAGAAGCCACAGGCCAAGCAGUUGCAGACACGAGCUGACUACCUCAUCAAAUUACUGAGCAAAGACCUCGCCAAGAAGGAAGCACAGAAACAGGCCGGCACAGCAAAUUCACGCAAGAGAAAACCACGGGGCAAGAAGAAUAAAGCUGUAAAACCCAAGAUGGAUGACGUGACGAACAGUCUGUCCUCUGCACCACCAUCAGAUAAGAGCUCUGAAGAAGAGGAUGAGAAGGAGGAAGAGGAAAAGGAAACUCCUCCAGCAAAGCCGGCCAACAGAAGAGCGCGUGUGUCAGAGCGGCCGGUAAAGGAGGAGGAGGAGGAUGAGGACGAGGAUGAAGAGUCUGAUGAGGACGAGCCUGAGGAUAAAGAGCCUGAAGAGAAGGACAUAAUAGAGAAAGUGGUCAAAAAAGAGAUUAAGAAGGAGAAGAAAGAGGAGGGUCGGGACAGCAAAGAGAGGGAAACAAAAGAGAAGGAGAUAAAGUCAGAGCCUGAAGAAGAGACUCCUGCAGAGAAGGCUGUAGAGGUGAAGACAGAAGUGCGGGAGAAGAAAGCUGAUACCCCUGUGCACACGCCCUCAGGAGGAGAUGCAAUUCCCCUGUCUGAGGAGUCUGAAGAACUGGACCAGAAAACCUUCAGUGUGUGUAAGGAGCGCAUGCGGCCAGUGAAGGCAGCACUCAAGCAGCUGGAUCGUCCAGAGAAGGGUCUGUCUGAGCGCGAGCAGCUGGAGCACACGCGCCAAUGCCUGAUCAAAAUAGGAGAUCACAUCACCGAGUGUCUGAGAGAAUACACCAACCCCGAACAGAUCAAACAGUGGAGGAAAAAUCUGUGGAUAUUUGUUUCGAAAUUCACAGAAUUUGAUGCAAGGAAACUGCACAAACUGUAUAAACACGCCAUCAAGAAAAGACAAGAAAAUGCUCAGGCAGUGGAGCAGAACACUAGCACUGUAAAUACACAAAGCUUUAAACAUGCAGAUGUUGAGCGGAUAAAGGAGUCACAGCAGGACGACAGCAGCAGAGACAGCUACAGCUCUGACAGACAUCUCUCAUCUCGCUACCAUGAGCACAGCAAAGAUCGGCACGCUGGCGACUCGUACAGGAAGAGCUCAGAAUCCAGGAAGAGACCCUACUCCUUCAGCAACGGCAAAGACCACCGAGAGCGAGACCAGUACAGAGAGAGAGGAGAGCGACAGGACAGCAGAUACUACAGCGACAGCAAGCACAGGAAGCUGGACGAGCAUCGCUCCAGCAGAGAGCACCGAUCAGAAAGCAACUCCAAGGACAGGACUCACUCCGAACACCGCUUUCACUCUGAGCACCGCUCUGCCUCCGACUACACGCACCACAAAUCGUCCCGGGACUACCGCUACCAUUCGGACUGGCAGAUGGAGCACCGGCCGCGCUCGCCGUACGACUCGCGCUCGCCGCUGGGCCACCGCUCGCCCUUCGAGUACUCGUCUGACCACAGAAGCACACCCGAACAGGUCUGGAGCGGCCGCAAGACAUAGCGCUCUCCUCUCCGCUUCGCUUCGCUCCGCUCCGCUCGCUUCUGAUUAGCCAUAGACACACAACACACAGGAAAUGCCUUAGGCGACUGAUGGCCGCUGCACUGGGGCUCUGGGAGUGCCACCCUUUCGUACUCACCUUGGAGGAAACACAGAUCACAUAUUUUUGUAUUUAAGAGUUAGCUGCAUUCUUUCGUAGGUGCUGCAGAGUAAUUUUUUUUAAUUAUUAUUUUUAUAAAUUGACUACUUUCCUUUUCGUUUGUUUAUUUUGGUUUCUUUUUUUUUACUUGGAAACAGAUGAAUCCAUGUUUCACUGUCACGUGCGACACUGGAUCCGGACAUACAGCCGUAAAUAAUCGCGACGCAGCUUAUUUAAGAAGUGUUGAGUGAAAGGAUGCUACAAACGUGUGUCGUCUUUAUCCGCUAGAGGACCUGAGGGGUUUCUGUUCUGAAGGACUGGGGUUCACCUUCCAAAGUACCUCGUUUACAGUGUUUUGUGACCAUUUUGCCAAUUUUUAUCUGUAAUUUUUCUUUCCAUCAUGCUUGAAUUAUUUAAAUCUGUCUCGGCUGUAAAAUAAUCUGGACUAUUUUUAGCGCGCAUCAGAUAAUGUCACUUUUUCCACAUUGUACUACUGUAAAUUAUUGUAUAAAGUAAAUCAAAUGGGCUUUUC
Onychostoma macrolepis is the source of this 6506-nucleotide messenger RNA. It is a transcript of the gene chd1, whose product is annotated as chromodomain helicase DNA binding protein 1. The coding region runs from base 388 to 5838 and encodes 1816 amino acids. Gene Ontology annotation, molecular function: chromatin binding; ATP hydrolysis activity; ATP-dependent chromatin remodeler activity. Gene Ontology annotation, cellular component: nucleus; chromatin. The transcript has 36 exons. The record is from RefSeq and is a predicted model, not a curated record. Gene Ontology annotation, biological process: nucleosome organization; regulation of transcription by RNA polymerase II. Lineage: Eukaryota; Metazoa; Chordata; Actinopteri; Cypriniformes; Cyprinidae.